UUUGACAGAUAUCUAUGGAGCUGCUAGACCGCUUCGCUUUCUUUUUUGUUUAUUUUCGUAAAUUUUCACGAAUUUCAACGAAAAUACAAAUUUUAUUACCACAUAAUACAAAAAAAAUACAGUAAAAUGCUCAAAGGACAAUAUUGGUAAAUCGGCAGCUUCUUCACUUAAACACAUAAUUGUUAAUUACAAAAAUAAGAAUCGUAAUUUCGUUACAAUCUUCUACGAUGGAUAUUAAAACGGAAACGUCUGAAAUGUCUCUGAUCUGCUCGGCCUGCCUGUGCGUUGGCCGCGCGCUGCGAACUAUAGACGAUUACAAACUCAGACAAUACUAUUUGGACACUAUUCGAGAGAUUCCGCUCUGUACUGCCAUGGAGGUGCAUCCGCUCGUGUGCUGGGAGUGCGCCGCGCUGCUGCGGAAGAUCGUCUCCUUUCGGGAACAGGUCAAAGACUCGUACAGGAUACUGCAGACUUACACUGCUGAGAGCCUAAACGAAUGUCUGUUAACCGACGUGAGCCGCACCCCGAGACUUCAGAUGACUGUGAAUGAGCAUGUGAAUGUGGCGCCCUCUGUGGAGGUGGAGUGUGCGGGGGACGGGGAGACCAAGAUGGUGGAAGUACAGCUGUUUGUGAAGGAUGAGAAGGAGGACUGGGCCGUGGAGGAGGAUGAUGUUAAGCGUGAGACGGUAUCAUCAGACGUGGACGACGCUCCAUACUUAUCAGAUGUAUCCGAAGAGAUGGUCAAACUGGAGACAGAGGUUAAAGCCAUCCUCAAUGAUGAAUUUAAUGAUGAUGAUGAUGGGAAAAAGAAAAAAGGAAGCAAAAAAAGGAAGUUGAAUAUUAAAAUGGAAGGAAAAACGGAGGAUGCUGAAGAGAUUGUCAAGAAAUUGACAAAAGAGAAGAAGCCAUCAAAAACCAAAACGGAAUCCAAAAUACACACCAUAGAGCUAACCUACGCGGAGAUGCUGGCGGAGAGAGCGAAACGCGCGGAGGCGGAGGCCUACACAAGUGCGGAGUACAAGUGUGAAACCUGCAUCGUUGGAUUCAGUAGCGAGGCGAGCCGGAUAGAACACGGGCUUAAAAAACAUGGGAGUCGAGGCAAGUACAGCUGUCCCAUCUGCAAGACGGUGAUCGGUUCCGUGAAUGCGUUCUCCGCGCACUACAAACGGCACUCGCGCAGAUACGAGUGCACAUUAUGCCACAAGCGCUCGUCGGACCGCAAGCAGCUGCUGCAACACUACAGCACCGCACACGAGGCACAGCCGCCCGAGUACAAGUGUACUCACUGCGGGAAGCUGUCCCAUUCUAAAGACGCGCACCGCUACCACGUGAGUCUCCACUCGGCGCGCGUGUCUUGUCCGCAGUGCAACAAGACGUUCAGCCAGCGCGCCGGACUCACGAACCAUCGCAACACGGUGCACGCGCUGGGCGGCGGCUUCCCGUGCGCGCGCUGCGGCCAGCGGCUCCGCUGGAAGACCAGCCUCAAGAAGCACAUGGACAUACACGAGCGGAAGGGCUCUACGCCGGCGGCGGCGCACUGCGCGGAGUGCGGCGUGAGCUUCGCCAGCGUGUGCUCCCUGCAGCGGCACCUGCGCAGCUCCCUCAAGCACGUCACUAGUGAUCAGUUGAAAUUCAUUUGCGACGACUGCGGGCGGCGCUACGCGAACAAGACCAAGCUCAGAGACCACAUCGAGGAGAAACAUCUGCACAAGUCGUACCAGUGCGACAUCUGCCACAAGCCGUCCAAGAACCGCGUGUGUCUGGAACAACACGUGCGCAACGUGCACCGCGGCCGCGCACUUGAUAAGAUGUGCCAUCACUGCGGGAAAGGAUUCCCUUGUACCUAUUAA
Plutella xylostella (diamondback moth) is the source of this 1850-nucleotide messenger RNA. NCBI's taxonomy places the organism in Eukaryota, Metazoa, Arthropoda, Insecta, Lepidoptera, Plutellidae. The record is from RefSeq and is a predicted model, not a curated record.